Molecule: messenger RNA, 1471 nt
Organism: Myzus persicae (green peach aphid)
Lineage: Eukaryota; Metazoa; Arthropoda; Insecta; Hemiptera; Aphididae
Product: putative methyltransferase NSUN7
Exons: 7
Coding region: 500-1471 (323 amino acids)
Source: RefSeq, a predicted model, not a curated record
UAUAUAUAUUAUAUGAAAACCAAAAAGGAAUAAGGUUUUUAUUUAAAAAACAUUAAAAGAAUUUAGCUACUUUGAAAACCUCGACGAAUGGAUAAGUAAAAGUAAAUCUUCUAAGAAAUCAAGUAUAACGGUUUGUAUCAAAUAUCCAAUCGACAGAAUUGUGUUUUAGGCAAUCUAUUACCAUACGUGCGUAUCAAAAAUGAAGUUAGACAUGCGAACAUUCUGUGAUUCUCAGUCAAUUCCAAAUUGCCAGUGUCGGAAUAAUAUCAACAGUUGACCCAGUUUAUAUGUGUUGCCUUUUAUUUCGGACGAUUUAAAUGUCGGAUUCGUAUACAUAUAAAACGUAUAUUUUAAAAAUGUGGUUAUUUUAUCGUUAGGGAAUUUGUUGAGUAUAAAAGUGUUGUAAGUAUAAUUUUUUGUUUGCAAUUUUCAAAAGUUUUUUUCUUUUAAAAUCUUUAAAUAAUUAUAAAUGUAAAGUGCUUCAAUUACAAUAUCAAAUAUGGCUGAUGUGAACAGAAUACUGAAACUUGAUAGAGUGUACACGAAUUUGGAUUAUUUGAAAAUAACGUUACCGAGUGAUCCAGAUUGGCAGUUGAGUACUUAUAAAAAAUUGGUAGAAAAGCAAAGAGACAUGAGCAAACAAGAAAAUAUGACAGAUGAUCCAGUUUCAAUGGCUUCGUCCUUAAAAGUUGGGUAUUUAUUUGAAACUGCAUUUCAUAAAUCGCCAAAAGAAACCGACGAGUUAUUAGAUGAGGAUUAUAUAUUGGAAUUCGAAAAAGAAAUAGUCGUCGAGGAGUUCGACCGAAAUACUGAGCUCUGGACAAAUCGCGAGGUGGUACUUGCGGCUAAAGUUCUUAGUGCAAAAAAUCCUAAGAAACGUGGUAUAAAAUUUGCUUCUGACAACCAGAUGAGGAGGGUGUAUGACAUAAUAUUUGAAGUAUUUAGAUAUAGAACGAUUAUCAACGACAUUUUAAAUAAUAUCGACUUUGAAAACAUCUACCCAAAUUACUCCAAGAUGACACUUCUUGUAUGGCUGAUGUCUUUUGAUUAUUACCGGAAUAAAUUUAAACCAAGAAAAUUAGAUGAAAAGGAGGUAUCGAGUUUCAAUACAUUGCAAUUGAUUGAAAUAGCUGACAUUCUAAAAGAGAUAAAAAUUCAAUUAGCCGCAUCUUUUUCGAAAUUUCGAAUAAAACAUUGUGCUUUAUCACUGUCUGAUAUGUUGCCAAGACACUUACGUAAUGAACGAUUCAAAAAAUCUUCGGAAACUGUUAUUAGUUGUUGGAUAAACACAUUCUUGACCAGCACAGAGGACGUAUUAACUGUAUUAAGCAAAUCAGGACUAACUCAAAUGAAGAAUUCGGAAGAUUUAAUUCCCGAAACAUUUAAAAUGGAUCAUUUAUUGCCUUAUUUUAUACACAUUUACCCGAAAGAAAAAUCGGAGUUUUUAAAAAAAAUACCAUUAAUAACAUAA